This is a messenger RNA of Protomyces lactucae-debilis, 1669 nucleotides long. RefSeq lists its product as uncharacterized. Gene Ontology annotation, molecular function: protein binding. The record is from RefSeq and is a predicted model, not a curated record. NCBI's taxonomy places the organism in Eukaryota, Fungi, Ascomycota, Taphrinomycetes, Taphrinales, Protomycetaceae. The transcript has a single exon. The coding region runs from base 148 to 1629 and encodes 493 amino acids.
AGACGAGGCAACGAUAAGCUGCCACUCCGCAGAGCGCUCGGGCCUUUGUAAAAAUCAAGCACGGGCCCUUAAUUUCGUCGGCUCACUGGUGUUUUGGUAUAUGAGGCCGGUGUCUUCAUCGGAUUCGGUAUCCCAAGAACGAAAAGUAUGUCUCUUGUUGUGAGAAGACACAAGAAUAUGUCUCAGACGAGACCACUGACACUCCGCCUGCCACCUGUCAAUUAUCGCAGCAUCCUGCGCACAUUGCCAGCAACGGAGCCAUGGCGACAGGAGCUAGACCUCGACAGGGAAGAACGCGACGCUCGUGGUGGGACUCAACUCAUCAAGGAAAUUCUUCGAUGGCUGUUACUUGCUCAACGGCCACUGACCAUGUCUGAGCUAAGGCAUUUUGUUCAGUUCAGCUUCACCUCUGAUGGUCUUCGCCUGCGACCUGGUGCAGUUGAAGACCUCGAGACGUUCCUCGUCACGCACUUUCCUGCAAGUGUUGACAUUAGAAUGUUGCCCAUGUCCUUUGCUGUACCAGGCCCCUGUGGUCAUGUCCGCUGGCAAACAAGCCUCCGACAAACUGCCAUCUUGCGGACAGAUGCUAUUCGUGCCUAUCUUGCCAAUCUACCAGUCUCUCAUUAUCUGUACAUGCAACCUCGAGACUCACAUUAUCGCAUCACAGAGAUAUGUUUGAGAUACAUGGCACAAGUUCCUGGCGCACAAAAUCUUGAAGAACAAGCAACGAUGCAGCUUUGCGCAGAUCAGCCAUUGCUCAAAUAUAUUCUGGAUCAUUGGUGUCGCCACGCCAGUCUCAUUUCGUCCGAGGCGCUCAUUCAUACGCUCGCUGCCUCACCUAUGCUGAAGCAUGAACGGAUUGUUGCGCGUGCAGGCAGGUUGCUUCCGUAUGCGGCUCGAUACGGCCAUCUAUUACUUGUUCAGAAGCUUCUGACUGUUGCCAUGAUUCAUCCAGAUACAAGAGAACUGGGCGAGCGCUCCCACACUGCAUUAUCGCUCGCGUCGUGCAAUAAUCACAAAGAGGUCGUCAAGCUCAUACUGGCGCACCCACUUGCAACGCUUGACUUGCGUGUCCUUGGCGAUUAUACCGCGCUUCACCUGUCCAUUAUGUUUGAGAACUUUGGCAUUGCAAGAUUACUUCUUCGUCGAGGGGCGUCACAGACGUUGUCAGAAGAGCACGGCUGGGCUGCUGCGAAUCUCUUGCUGCGAACGACGGGUGCACGGAAGGUGACACAUGGUCUGGGUUGUCAACAAACUGCUGGUGCAGGGCCUCGUUCCUUUGAGUCGUAUCAAAAUGAGCUCAAAUAUACGGUGGAUGUAUUGCUUGCAACGAAACCGUAUGAUUCUGCAUUGAUUUUGACAGCGCAAGAUAUUGAUACAGCGGAUGAGAAUGGGAAUUCAGCUUUUGUUGAGCAGAUGCUGCUCGAGCAUCGUGGCAAGUUGCUGAUUGAGUCGCCGCCGAAAUCGCCAGCUGGGUCGGAAGAUGGUCAGCGGAGUCCCAAAUCGGAGGCCAAAUCGAACGUGUGGUAUGAUGAUGAUGAUGAGGAAGAGGAGGAGGACUGGAAUCUCAAGAAGCCGGCGAGUUUCUGUACAAUCAAGCGAAAGCCAGCCUGCUGUAUUGUCAUGUAAAGCGUAGUCAACAUUCGUGACCCCUGCAGCUUCAUUCUCA